ACAGUCUUUGAACCACAGAACGGACCUGACUGUUCCUCCCGGAGUUCAGGAUGCGUGAAAUUGUCCAUCUGCAGAUCGGUCAGUGUGGAAAUCAAAUUGGAGCGAAGUUCUGGGAAGUGAUUAGUGAUGAACAUGGUAUUAACAAUGGAGGGAACUACAGGGGAGAGUCUGACCUGCAGCUAGAGAGGAUCAAUGUCUACUUCAACGAGGCUCAUUCCCAAAAGUAUGUACCUAGAGCAGUGCUCGUGGAUCUGGAACCUGGCACUAUGGACAGUUUGCGCUCCAGCUCUAUUGGACCUUUAUUCCGUCCAGACAGCUUCAUCCAUGGUAACUCCGGAGCUGGCAACAACUGGGCAAAAGGCCACUACACAGAGGGAGCAGAGCUAAUUGAAUCUGUGAUGGAUGUAGUGAGAAGCGAGAGUGAAAACUGUGAUUGUCUUCAAGGAUUUCAGCUGGUGCAUUCUCUAGGAGGCGGAACCGGCUCUGGAAUGGGCACUCUCCUUAUUAACAAGAUUCGUGAAGAGUACCCAGAUAGGAUCAUGAACACCUUUAGUAUUAUGCCCUCACCAAAGGUGUCAGACACGGUGGUGGAACCUUACAAUGCCAUCUUGUCCAUCCACCAACUGAUUGAAAACACAGAUGAGACUUUCUGCAUUGACAAUGAGGCCUUGUACGAUAUCUGCUUCCGUACCCUGAAGAUGUCCGAACCAACAUAUGGUGACCUUAACCAUCUGGUGUCCAUGACAAUGAGUGGGGUGACUACUUCUUUGCGUUUCCCUGGUCAACUCAAUGCUGAUCUCAGGAAGUUGGCAGUCAACAUGGUGCCUUUUCCUCGUCUUCACUUCUUCAUGACCGGGUUUGCUCCUCUAACAUCUAGAAGAAGCCAACAAUAUAAAGCUCUAACAGUGCCUGAGUUAACCCAACAGAUGUUUGACUCCAGAUCCAUGAUGACUGCCUGUGAUCCACAUCAUGGACGCUACUUAACAGUGGCUGGAAUCUUUCGUGGUCGAAUGUCCACUAAAGAAGUGGAUGAGCAGAUGCUAGCUGUGCAGUCCAAAUACAGUGCAUACUUUGUGGAGUGGAUUCCCAACAAUGUCAAAGUUGUUGUUUGUGACAUCCCACCCCGUGGUCUCAAGUUGGCUUCUACCUUCAUAGGCAACAACACAGCCAUCCAAGAAAUUUUCAAGCGAAUUGCUGAGCAGUUUUCGGCCAUGUACCGAAGGAAAGCUUUCCUCCACUGGUAUACGGGCGAGGGCAUGGAUGAGAUGGAAUUUACUGAAGCGGAGUGUAACACUCAUGAUUUGAUUGCAGAAUACCAACAGUACCAGGAUGCCACAGCAGACAUAGAGGACUAUUUUGAAGAGGUUGAAGAAACAGAAGUAGUUAAAGUAACAGAGACUGUACAAAAUGUUCACAUAUAGACCACCUUUAAGAUCAACUAAGAGUUUCCAGUAACACGUGUGGCAAUAAGGUUACUUUCACACCAGCGUUUUUGCUGGAUCCGUCAUGGAUCAGCAAAAGCGCUUCCGUUCUGAUAAUACAACCGUCUGCAUCCUUUAUAAAUAAAUCCAGUUGUAUUAUCUGUAACAUAGCCAAGACGGAUCCGUCAUGAACUCCACUGAAAGUCAAUGGGGGACAGGUCCAUUUUCUAUUGUGUCAGAGAAAACGGAUCUGUCCCCAUUGACUUACAUUGUGUAGCAGUAAAUAAAGUAAAGUCCAGCUCACUCAAUCAGCCUGGAUCGCCCGUGUGCAUGGAACAGGCAGGUGAGCCUCGUAGCACAAUUCAACAAGAAAAAGUUCCAGCACUGACGUUUUCUUUGGUAGCUAAAAUCCUCGUCUUUAUUCAGGCAGUAGAAGCAAUAUACAGGACAUGCACCCACUAGUGUAGCAACAUUGACGCGUUUCGAACAAAGUUCUUAUUCUUAACUUACAUUGUGUAUCAGGACGGAUCCGUCUUGCCUUGCACCACAUCGCAGACAG
Molecule: messenger RNA, 1980 nt
Organism: Bufo bufo (common toad)
Lineage: Eukaryota; Metazoa; Chordata; Amphibia; Anura; Bufonidae
Gene: TUBB1
Product: tubulin beta 1 class VI
Exons: 4
Coding region: 51-1421 (456 amino acids)
Biological process (GO): mitotic cell cycle; microtubule cytoskeleton organization
Cellular component (GO): cytoplasm; microtubule
Molecular function (GO): GTPase activity; structural constituent of cytoskeleton; GTP binding
Source: RefSeq, a predicted model, not a curated record